Symsagittifera roscoffensis is the source of this 4294-nucleotide messenger RNA. RefSeq lists its product as uncharacterized. Gene Ontology annotation, molecular function: metal ion binding; mRNA binding; RNA endonuclease activity. Gene Ontology annotation, cellular component: nucleus; cytoplasmic ribonucleoprotein granule. The coding region runs from base 338 to 3415 and encodes 1025 amino acids. Lineage: Eukaryota; Metazoa; Xenacoelomorpha; Acoela; Convolutidae. The transcript has 6 exons. The record is from RefSeq and is a predicted model, not a curated record.
AACAAACAGUGACGUCAGGCGUUUAAGUUAUACUUCAUCUACGCAGUCAUAGUUGUUUGAAAAUAUAUUUUCACUUUCUGUCUAUAUACCGCAGAAAAGAUUGAAGUGAGCUUUUGCGAUUUGCUUACUUACUUUUGAAUGCAUUUUGUGUCGUCUUAAAUGACUAUACUUCUCACUUUUUUGAUAAAAACAACUAUCGUUGCAAUCAUUGCCGAUAAUAUGUAUCAUAUGCUUCGCACGAAUAGUUUUAGAGUUGCAAAACAAAUUCAGUGAAUGCAAGCAAAACAAAACCGUCUUUUUAAAAACCGUGAACGUGUAUUAUCGUUAAGUGGAUGUUAUGUUGGAGCCGCAUCUCGAAUCAGCUGAGCGGGUGAGCGGAGAAAUUGUUAAAAAGGAGUCGUAUGCUGAAACUGCUGCCCUUUCCUUAUUGGAUGAUGAGCAUUUGGCUCUGGACCAAUGGGAUUGCUCUGAUUUAGAUGGCAGUUGUGUGGACCCAAACUGCAUCUCAUCGGAUGUGAAGGAAUCAAACAAAUCAGGGGUGGGGGCGUCGUCUUGUGCCGGAACGACAGGGGGAGGGGCAUGGCGAAGCAAAGUGAUCGCGGAUUUGAAGGAAACGUACAAUAUUAAAUACCAGUUCAGAAAGCACUUCUUGUGUACACAUGCGAGAGUCUCAUCUAUACUGAAGCUCAUCUUCUCAUGCAGUAUCUCGUCGGACCUGGAGGAGGAUGGACUGGUGUCCUCGUCGGAUGGUGCUUCUUCUACUAGUGGUGGUGGUAAUAUUGGGAAGCAGCAGAAGGAGAGGGAGUACUUCACAGUCACCAUCACCCCAAUCCAGUCCCACAUUAUCCUGACUGAAGAGAGUGCACGUACCAACCUCGCCAAAGCUAAGAAAUUUGUGCGGAACAACUACCAUGAAGGUCCGUUCUACGAGAGGACUUUUGGCUUCCCUGCUGACUCCCUCAUCUGCUAUUGUCUGAACGGACUCAUCUGGAGGUAUGCUCUGGACAUCACUCUGGAAAGUGAGAUGAAAGUGUUCAUCCGCUCGGCCGGAAACCGAGACAGACCGGAUGAAGGCAAGGAGGAUUACGAGGCGUGCAAGCAUGCGAUAUGCAAGUUUCUUCUGAUGGAAAAAGAGAAGAAAAAUAAUUAUGACCCCAACUUCAAACAUGGUCUGGGUAACUGCAGUAGUGACGAUUGGGCGAGUUUGCCAGAGAACAUAGCCAAGUUUCUUCCGUCACGAAGACACACUAUGUACAAUGGCGUUCUGAAGAGCUGUGGAGUAGAGAGUCGAUUCUUUGUGCCAGGGUUGAGACAUGUGAUUCUAGACGUCAGCAACAUUGCCAUGGUACAUGGUCAGGAGAAGUUUUCAUGGCCAGGAGUAAAGAUCGCCUACGACCACUUCUGUGAUUUGGGCCACGAGCAACUGACUCUGAUAGUGCCACACUUCAGACGACACAAGACCACGAACCCAGCUGAACUGGAAAUCAUCGAAGAGUUCGAGAGGAAAGAUGUGCUCAAAUACACGCAGUCUAGACUGCCCCAGUCGAGUACACACGAUGAUAGAUUCAUGUUACAGCUGGCGCAGAAGGUGGGUGCAGUGAUAGUGUCUAAUGACAAGUUCUCUGACUUGGCCAGAGAGAACCCUGCAUGGAGGGAGUUGACUAGAGACUUCGUCUGCACCUUCAUCUUCGUCAAAGACGUGUUCCUUCUUGCACUGGAUCCGCAAGGAAGAGAGGGCGACAGGCUUCCUAGAGUGCUGAGAAAGUUCGACCCUAAGGAGGUUUGCUGUGGAACUGCGGCUAUGUACUGCAAGUUCGGAGAGCUGUGUAACUACGGCAAAAAAUGCAAAUACUUGCACAGGACGGUUAAAGAGAAUAGACGCAUGCGCAGUAAGAGACACCCUUCUGGUGCUUCGAAUGCUUCGACCAGUUCCAGUGGAUCCUACGGAGGCUACAGUUUAGAUGACAGCGAUAGUGUGUCUCAGAGAUUCCGGCCAUCUGGAGCAGGUUCCAGGGAUACAUCGACAAUGUAUGGACCGCCACCAGCUAUUACAUUGCACGAGGCGUACAUGCAGGGCCAGAAUGCUGCUGGUGGGUCUUUGUCGCAUUUCGGAAAUGGUCAAAGAGUGGGACUGGGAAAUGUGGGUCUGCCAAUGAACAAGUCUCUUCAUAACUCGGGUAGUCUCUACCCACAAGAACACAGAUCGGACUUCAGCGACUGUAGUUCUCUGGCCUCGUCUGGCCGAAACAGUGGCAGUAUGAUGUCCCUGCUUUCAACUGGCUCCUCGUCCAAUCGUGGCUCGGGAUCCCAGCAUGGUGAUAAUUUGUCUCUGCUGAGCGGACACACCAGCUUUGUGCUAGCCCCAGUUUAUGAAAGUCCCCUCGACGACAGCCGCAACGCAAAUGUUAGUGACACUGCGAGUAUGUAUGGAUCAAUUGCAACAAUGGACUCUUUUGACAAUAGCACUGAUAUGUCGAAUCUCUCGACAUCCUACGCUGCCAUGGCCCACUCAAGUAAUAACCAAGUCAUGCAAUCAGUGCAGCAACAGCAGAUGAUUUACAUGCCGGGCCAGUUUCAACAGCAACAGCAGUUGGUAGCUGCCCAACAAAAUGUAUCUAUUGCAGCAUUGAAUGUGCAAAUGGAAAACAUGUCAACCGGUCGGAAUAACAAUGUAGGCAAUGGUGGUUCCGGAGCCAUUGCGAGGAAUGGCAACGAAAUUGCGCUGAAAAAUGACUACAUAUAUCAACCGGAAGUGGAGGCUAUAACAGACAAGGUAGGUAGUCCGACUGCGGGAACUUCGGCUGAUGCAUCUUCCCAGGGAGAAGCGAAUAGUGGAAAUGGGAACGAGGAACUGGAAGAUAAGACAAAUUCCAAAGAUGGAAAUCCGACACCCGAACAACGGGCCACGGAGGAAAGCAAGAAAAAAGUUGCACUGCAUUUGGUACCGGGAGAAAAUGCUACAAAUACGGAAGAAAGUGAAGAAGCGGAUGUUGAUAUUUCGAGAAAUGAAAUAGGCAUGUUGCUACAGGCUAAGAUCAACCUACAGGCGGCCGCACAGACAAUCGCGCUGGUCGCGGAAUUGUUUCCGGUCUCACUUUGCCUGCUGGCCAGUCAAUUGCACCCGGGAAUCAAUACUCAAAAACAGAAGUUCUGCAUGGUGGUCAGUGGUAUGUUCCAAACCUACCAAGCACAGCACUCUGAUGAAGUGCUGAACAGCACUGAGUUCUGGGAUCCAAUGUUGAACAGUGUCAACAGAUCUGUAAUUGUGGUGAUAAGACUCCUGAGGCACUCAGGCUAUCCCCUCUUUAAUAUUUUAAUGAUGUUCCCCGAAGUGUUGUCUGAAAAAACGGAGAAGACAGCGACCUUGACUGCUCGAGACAUACGAGAAAGAAUUCGACCUUUUGUGGGUGUAUGAUUGUGCUCUGCUGAGUUCUUGCAAACUGAUUACUGGCAAACACAACAUCUUCCGAUUAUUUGGUGUGGCUGCUGCACGCGAAGAAGAUGACAUGACUGAUCACCGCCACUUUGAGGCGACUAUUUAAUCUAAACGUGAAAAUUUCUUUUUAUGGAACCCGUGGACCUGCAAAUUGUAACUGGAACCAUGACAUAUUAUUUUCGAAAUGAACUCCUAAAAUUAGAUGAAAUUAGAAUUUGGUGUUUUUGUAGCAUCAACCACGUAAUAAAUGCACGGACAUAGCAGAUCAGAUCAAAUGAUUGAUGAAAACUAUCUAUCCACUAGAUCUAAUGAGAAAGACUGAAGAACUCUUUCCUUCUUGCAUCUGUGUUCACUUUUAGUUGCACACCAUUUUCUAUUGUGAUGAGCUAAUCUGAAAAUGAUUUUAUUAUUACCAAUAAUUGCUUUGGUUUUGGACACAUGACUGAUAUUUAUGAACGCUCGGCGACAUGGAUCAAACAAAUGCUGAAUGCGGUUAAAUGAAUUAAAAUAGAAAUUUGAAAAAUCUGACCGAAAAGGUUGUUAUUCAACCGUAGGUGGUUUACGUAAAAUUAUACAUUGGCACUUAUCAUUUUUGUCCAAAAAUAAUGCAAGUUAUUUAAUUCUUGUGUGUAAUGCAGUAAAUAAAUAAAGAAAACUGAUGGUGGUACAAAAAAACGCCUGGACGCUUUGAUGUGCUAUCUCAAAAAAUUGUACCACGAUCUAAGUUCUGGCUCUUAUAGAAAGACGACAGAAUCUGAUUUGAAUCAUUGAGUUAUAUUUGAAAUGUGCUUGGUAAGAAUUCUCCUUUUAUCUACUUUGUAACCAAAAGAGUAUUUUCCGAAUAGAUUUACGAACUUC